UUCGACUCUCUCACUUACACCAAGUUGGUAUGAAUGUGAGCUGGCUGGCCGUAUGGGCAUUUUCAUCCAUUUUAAUUGUUUGUUUUUAAUUUUGGAAAUUAAUAACCGGUUGAUGCGCAAAUGUUUUUGUCAGACGGCCGGGGGGACUAUUUGGCUACGGAAAGAACAUUAGUUGCAAAGUUUUAAAGUUGUUUUUAUAGUCUUUUUUUCUUGUUAGGGCUGCAGAGCGAAAUCCCAGGUUGCUAUAUAACCAAGCCAUCAUGGCGAGCCAGAGACGGGCAGGAUCUGUGUUUCUAUCCCGGGUUUCUACCCCAGUCUGGAAUAUUCAUGCCGGGUUCUGUUGGAAUAGCAAGCAGGCGUUCUGCUGGACCGGGUUGGCGGUGCUAGUGUGUACGCUGAUGUGCUGUGCGUUGUGUAACGCCGAAACAGAGUUUUCAAUCUUGGAAGAAGCGCAAGUUUUAGCAAAUCAAAUGAAAAGGCUGUCUACCGAAGAGCUCGGGGUUUUCACUAUGCAGAGGAUAUUCAACUCCUUCGUCUACACAGAAAGAAACUCAAAUGGUGAAACAGAAGUGCAGCUGUUGGAAAAAAAGAUCCGCGAGAAGUUUAACCGCUACCUAGACGUGGUGAACAGGAACAAGCAGGUGGUUGAAGCCUCGUACACGGCCCACCUCACAUCCCCACUGACUGCCAUCCAGGACUGCUGCACCAUCCCGCCCUCCAUGCUGGAUUUUGAUGGCAACUUCAACACAAACGUUUCCAAAACCAUCAGCUGUGACAGGCUGUCUACCACCGUAAACAGCCGUGCCUUCAACCCAGGACGCGACCUCAACUCAGUGCUGGCUGACAACCUGAAGUCCAACCCCGGGAUAAAGUGGCAAUACUUCAGCUCUGAAGAGGGCAUCUUCACCGUCUUUCCAGCUCACAAGUUCCGCUGCAAGGGCACCUAUGAGCACCGCAGCAGGCCUGUGUAUGUAUCAGCUGUGCGACCGCAGUCAAAGCACAUAGUCGUCAUCGUGGACCAUGGAGCCUCGGCCACCGAAACCCAGAUUCAGAUUGCUAAAGAUGCAGCACAAGUCAUCCUGAAUUCCAUCGAUGAGCAUGAUAAAAUCUCCGUGUUGGCGGUGGCAGAUGCAGUGCGGACUUGUUCCCUGGAUCAGUGCUACAAGGCUUUCCUGUCUCCAGCCACCAGUGAAACCAAGAGGAAGAUGUCUUCCUUUAUUAGCAACAUCAAGUCCUCGGACAGCCCCACCCAGCAUGCCCUGGGCUUCCAGAAAGCUUUCCAGCUCCUCCGGGGAACCCACAACGUGACCAGGCAGAAGUCAAACACUGACAUGGUGAUAAUCUACCUGUCAUCGGGAAUCACGUCAGGGGACUCCUCCGAGGACGAUAAGAAAGCCACGCUCCGAGUUAUCAACGAGGAGAACGGCUACCUGAACAACACUGCCAUGAUCCUCACCUACGCGCUCAUGAACGAUGGUGUCACUGGAUUGAAGGAGCUGGCAUUCCUGCGGGAUCUGGCUGAACAGAACUCUGCCAAGUACGGCGUGCGGGACCGAGCGUCUCUUCCGGUCGUCAAGGGCAGCAUGAUGGUCUUGAACCAGCUCAGCAACCUGGAGACCACUGUGGGGCGUUUCUACAUCAACCUGCCCAACAGGAUGAUCGACGUGGCCGUCUUCAGCCUGCCCUACAAUGAUGAAAUGGGAGAAGGUCUCAUAAUGACUGUUGUCAGACCGUGUUACUUUGGCAACCUGUUGCUGGGGAUUGUGGGAGUCGAUGUAAACUUGGCCUACAUCCUAGAAGAUGUAACCUACUACCAGGACUCUCUGGCAUCCUACACCUUUCUCAUAGAUAAUAAAGGUUACACACUCAUGCACCCCUCUCUCUCAAGACCUUACUUGCUGAGCGAGCCCCCUCUCCACACUGACAUCACCCACUACGAGAACAUACCUGGCUUUGAGCUGGUACGGCAAAACAUUCUCAGCCUCUCUCUAGGCAGCCAGGUCAUUGCAGUCCCUGUGAACUCCUCUCUAACCUGGCACAUGAACAGACUGAGGGAUGCCAGCCAGGAGGCUUACAACGUCAGCUACGCCUGGAAACUGAUUCAAGACACAUCCUUCAUCCUGUGCAUUGCCUACGUACAGCCUGAGAUCCCAGUGAAGCACCUGAAGAACCUCAACACUGUGCCCAGCAGCAAGCUGCUGUACCACCGGCUGGACCUCCUGGGGCAGCCCAGCGCUUGCCUGCACUUCAAGCAGCUGGCAACUGUUGAGAGUCCAACAGUGAUGCUGUCUGCAGGCAGCUUCUCCUCUCCAUACGAGCACCUGAGCCAGCCAGAGACCAAGCGCAUGGUGGAACACUACACCGCCUACCUCAGCGACAACACACGCCUCAUCGCCAACCCAGGGCUCAAAUCUUCUGUCAGAAAUGAAGUAAUGGCUACCAGUCACGUAACCGAUGAAUGGAUGACACAAAUGGAAAUGAGUGGCCUGAACAGUUACAUUGUGCGUCGUUACAUAGCAACGCCCAAUGGGGUGCUGAGGAUUUACCCUGGCUCCCUCAUGGAUAAAGCGUUCGAUCCCACCAGAAGACAAUGGUACCUUCACGCUGUGGCCAAUCCAGGCCUGAUCACCUUCACUGGACCCUACCUGGAUGUCGGAGGAGCUGGAUACGUGGUCACUAUCAGCCACACGAUCCAUGCCUCCAGCUCCCAGAUGGCCUCCGGUUAUGCUGUAGCAGUGAUGGGCAUCGACUUCACCCUCAGAUACUUCUACAAGGUCCUGCUGGACUUGCUGCCCAUCUGCAACCAGGACAGGGGCAACAAAAUUAGAUGUUUCAUAAUGGAAGACAGGGGUUACCUGGUAGCGCACCCGACUCUCAUUGACCCCAAAGGCCAUGCCCCUGUGGAGCAGCAGCAUAUCACACACAAGGAGCCUUUGGUAGCGAACGAUAUCCUCAACCAUCCGAACUUCGUGAAGAAAAACCUGUGCAAUAGCUUCAGUGACAGAACAGUGCAGCGCUUCUACAAGUUCAACACCAGCAUUAUUGGUGACCUGACGAAUCUGGUGCAUGGAAGCCACUGUUCCAAGUACCGGCUGACCCGGAUCCCAGGCACCAACGCCUUUGCAGGGAUUGUGAAUGAAACCUGUGAUUCCCUGGCUUUCUGUGCCUGCAGCAUGGUGGAUAGGCUCUGCCUCAACUGUCACAGGAUGGAGCAGAAUGAGUGUGAAUGCCCUUGUGAGUGCCCUCUAGAGGUCAAUGAAUGCACUGGCAGUCUUACCAACGCAGAGAACCGGAACCCCAGCUGUGAAGUACACCAGGACCCCUUAUCUUUGACGCUGAUUGACCCCGGGCUGCAGGACACACUGCCACAGUGCAUCAAUACCAGGUGUAACCAGAGGUUCACCAGCAGCGAUUGCUUUGGGGUGCUGGACUGUGAAUGGUGUGCGGUGGACAGCGAUGGGAAGACUCACCUCGACAAGCCCUAUUGCGCUCUUCAGAAGGAAUGCUUCGGGGGCAUUGUGGGAGCCAAGAGUCCCUAUGUGGAUGACAUGGGCAUUUUAAGUGAUGAAGUGAUCACACUGAACAUGAUUAAAAGCGCCCCGGUGGGGCCUGUGGCUGGGGGGAUCAUGGGCUGUAUCAUGGUGCUGGUUCUAGCAGUGUACGCUUACAGACACCAGAUACACAGGAGGAGUCACCAGCACAUGUCCCCACUUGCAGCGCAGGAAAUGUCUGUGCGAAUGUCAAACUUGGAUAAUGAGAGGGAUGAAGACAGCCAUGAAGACAGAGGCAUUAUGAGUAACACACGGUUCAUCGCCGCGGUGAUCGAGAGACGCAGCCACAGUCCAGAGAGGAGAAGACGCUACUGGGGGAGGUCAGGGACUGAGAGCGAUCACGGCUACAGCACCAUGAGCCCUCAGGAGGACAGUGAGAACCCGCCCUGCAAUAACGACCCCCUGUCGGCCGGAGUGGACGUUGGGAACCACGACGAAGAUCUGGACCUGGACACGCCGCCACAGACGGCCGCUUUGUUAAGCCACAAGUUCCACCCAUACAGACACCCUCACCACUACUCCCUGCACCCCAGCCACCAUUUGCAGGCAGCCGUCACUGUUCACACUGUGGACGCCGAGUGCUGAAGCGCCGCCCACGUUGGCGUUACCUGACCGGGGUUAAUCAGCGGACUGCAGAAUUAUAUACAGCCCUCCUGCAGCCAGACACUGAACUAACUGAGAACUGGACUGUUUGAGAGACUGCCUGCUGUUCUGAAAGUGGAACUCGAACGCCUGAACAGGUGCAGGUUUUGGAAUAUGGCAAAUAAUAGAAAGUGGUGUUUUACUGAUUUUUGAAAGUCUUGUGGAAAACCAGAGCUACUAUGUGUGUGUGUGUGUGUGUGUGUGUGUAUAUAAAAAUUGCAAACCAUGCAUCUCAGAUUUAAACAAAAAAAAUAAAGGAUUAUUUUUCUACUAUUUAUUUAAAAAAAAAAUUAAAUGGUUGUUGUAGAUUGAGUUGGACUGAGAUCUUUUACAUGAGAGGAGAUGUGAAGCCAACACAUUGGAACAACCAGCAUUACCUGACAAAUGAAACCUUUACCACUUACUGCCCUCUUUGUUGUGCAGUAAAGAAAAUGUCAUUGUUAAAUGUACGGUACAUUUUUAAUAAUACACGUAGCUAAGUAGAUGACCUUUCAAAGACUGCAGAAAAUAAUAUGAUGUUUUGAAUGACCUAACCUGUUAAAUAGUACAGGACUGCACAAUUGUUGAUUUUAAAACCAUGUGAUUUUACAGAAUAUUUUAUACAUUUUAAAAGAAAUAUUGCUGCUCCUUGAUCAGGCUAAAUCUCUUAAUGUUUUGUUACAGGGAAAGCCAAUAUUCCUCAUUAAUAAGCUGAUCCAUACUCUCUUAAUACCUUGAUCGAAAGUAGAAGUGUAUGAUUUUGUAUAUAGAAAGUGUAAUUAAUAGAAUGGCAAUAUCAAAUGGUUUUUAUAUUUAAGAAUUAACCCAUGCACUGUUGGCAAGUGUACUGUGUAGACUUUUUACCUGGGAAACAGGAAAACUGAACUUGGAUACUGCAAUUCACUGCUUCAGAGAACAUACAUGCUGUUUAACAGUCAGUUAUCCUGCAAUUUGAGAAGAUAGUUAUUGAAAAAAAAGGGUUUGUGUUUACAGUCCUUUUUGUAUAUACUUUAUUUUUAUUUUUUGGAAAGAAAAUUCAAAUCACAUUCCAUGUACACUGUGUAUGUAUAACUGGUCAACAGACCAUGCACGAACAGGAAGUUCAUUUUACACCAGUGUGUCCUGAUUGUCAGUUCUGUGUUGUAAACAGCAAGUUAGAAAUACAAAUGAUUGCAUCUUCAAUCCAAAUGCCAGUACUUGUACUGAAUCAAAUUAAAUACUACAGGAGUGCAUGUACUGUACUGUUAUCUCUAUGAAGCAGACCCCCUUGUCACUUGAUCCAGGUGUAAUUGAUCUAUUUUAAGCUAGGUCAAAUGAUACCUGUUCAGUAUUGAUCUGUACCAUUUCAGUAUGUCAAGUAGCCUCUCUGUUCGUUUUAAUUGUGAAGCUGAGGGAGCACGAAGCCACUGUGUGGCUUGGAACUUGAUUUCAGGAGACAAGGUUUCAGGCCACUGCAUGGCACACCAGGGGAGACUUGGGGUUUGAUACAACAAAAUUGUCUCAAACUUGGUCUCCCGGUCUCCUAGAACCAGGUUUCAAGCCACUGCUCCUAAAAAAGUGACUUUGUGUUUCCUCAGCUUAUGGUCUCUGGAUUUCUCCCAGUCAUCCAACAGCCCUGAAGGAACAUCAUGGAAGAAUUGCCUUGUAUGGUUUGAUCCACACUCCUCCUCUUCUAGCUGUUGUAUGCCUGGGCUGAUUUUUGUAGUGAGUCGCAUUAAACAAACAAUGGUGAUGCAGUCGCUGUCAUCUGUGCUGGGAUUUUUAUUUAUUUAUUUAUACUUUUAUAGCCACACAGGCUCGCUCUUUUUUUUUUUUUUUUUUUUUUACUUAUACACAGGGUACUUUGAACCUCGUUUUAAUUUCUUUCUUUAAAGACAAAGACUUAGUUAUGCAUACGCUUGGAGCAUUCUAAUUUAUUAUUUACAAACUGUACAUAAUUGUGUAUAACAGUACCGUCAUGAGUUCGAACCCUUUGUGUUCUCUUAGUUAGUAGAUCUACUGUGUUCAGUGUCAUUUUAUAAUUAGCCUAAAACUGGAAGUCAGUGCAGUAUAUCAAAUUAAAUUUGUUUUGGUUAUAAAAUGGUUUGUGAAUUUAUUUAUUUGAGAGUGAAAUAGUUAGAGGAACCCCUAAAGAAACAUUAAAAAAAAAUAAUAAUAAUCCAUUUAAAUUUCUUUACAUAAAUGAACGCUUUUUAUAUCAGCAAUUAGUUGCCUGCCUGUGAGAUCACGUACCGCAAGAUAUUCAUAGGAACAAAUGAAAGUUACUGUUUAAUAAAAAGCCAAAUAUAUUCCUGCUGAAUUUUGGCAGACACCCUUAAAUUCAAAGCAAAUGCUACGGAUUGAAUUCCAAAUUGUGUUUAAGCAGCUGAUGUAAAAAAAAAAAAAAAAAUUGUUGAAGUGAACCAGCAAUUAAAACAGAGCCCUUUUGAAGUGA
This is a messenger RNA of Polyodon spathula (Mississippi paddlefish), 6606 nucleotides long. Its product is annotated as VWFA and cache domain-containing protein 1-like. Gene Ontology annotation, cellular component: voltage-gated calcium channel complex. The record is from RefSeq and is a predicted model, not a curated record. NCBI's taxonomy places the organism in Eukaryota, Metazoa, Chordata, Actinopteri, Acipenseriformes, Polyodontidae. The coding region runs from base 261 to 4136 and encodes 1291 amino acids. Gene Ontology annotation, molecular function: voltage-gated calcium channel activity. The transcript has 27 exons.